Triplophysa dalaica is the source of this 3964-nucleotide messenger RNA. RefSeq names its product glutamate receptor, ionotropic, N-methyl-D-aspartate 3Ba (gene grin3ba). The coding region runs from base 1 to 3420 and encodes 1139 amino acids. The transcript has 9 exons. Gene Ontology annotation, biological process: ionotropic glutamate receptor signaling pathway; monoatomic ion transport; synaptic transmission, glutamatergic. The record is from RefSeq and is a predicted model, not a curated record. Gene Ontology annotation, cellular component: plasma membrane; postsynaptic membrane. Lineage: Eukaryota; Metazoa; Chordata; Actinopteri; Cypriniformes; Nemacheilidae. Gene Ontology annotation, molecular function: transmitter-gated monoatomic ion channel activity involved in regulation of postsynaptic membrane potential; NMDA glutamate receptor activity.
AUGAAUUUAAUGCUCUUCAGAUUCUUGACCUACCUUCACGUCGGGCUCCAGGUCGCUCUUCAGAUGUUUAUUUACCCUUGUCAUUUGCAUCCCCAACCUUGUCACAUCUUGGCACGCAUCGGUCACACGGUGCGUUUGGGUGCGCUCUUGCCGACCCGCCAGCAGUCCAGGAUACAGGGCGCGCUCAACCGCGCCUUGGUCCACCUCCGGCAAAGUGGGAACAACUUCUUACCGUACAAUCUGAGCUUGGAAGUGUUGUCCCGAGAACCGCUCAAUGGAGACCCGGAGUCCAUUUUCAGGUGCGUGUGUCAGGAUAUCGUUGUGCAAGGAGUCUCCGCCGUGCUUGCGUUCCCACAGAGACACGAGGAGCUCGUACAAGUGGAGUUUAUGUCUUCGUUUUUGGAAAUACCUUUCAUCAGCAUCCUUGAACAGGGUGAACCUCUUAAGACUCAGAACCGGUUCCACCUGCAGAUGAUGACGCGCACGGCCCCCACCAGACUGGCGGAGCUGCUGUUAGCGGUGUUGCUGAAGGGGGGCUGGCAGGGCGGGGCUGCCACUCUUUGUCCGGAAGGUGGCAACACGGGCAUGCCGGAAGAGUUGGAACAGCUGGGUCAUCUGGGCGUGGAUGGAGAACACUGGCACCUUUGGGAGACCCUCAACCUAUCCAGACUAGUAACUACAACAGCAGAGGAGGAAAAAGAACUAUUGACGGAAGAUAAGGUGAUGGAGUUUCUCUCACAGCUCUUAAGCAGGACUCCAUCUGCCCCAGCGUCCUCCAUGGUUCUCUUCAGCUCCGACCCAGAAUGCACGGCCACUGUGCUACGGAGCGGCCACCGGCUGAGUUUUGCGUUUCCCCCGAUGCAGUGGAUUAUGGGAUACCCACUUAGUUUGGAUUCUCUACAAUCUAUCGGCUCUCCCCUUGGCCUUCUGGCUUACGGGGAGGUGAAUCGCAAACCCCUGAACUUCUACAUAAGAGAUGCCCUCCAGCUGAUUGGCAGGGCUGUGUAUGCUGCGACCAUGGUGAGACCUGACCUGGCGCUUAUCCAGAACAUGGUCAACUGCUUUGAUAAACCCAAUAAACAUGAGUUGCCCUCCUCUGGACAGUACCUCGCCAGGUUCUUGUCAAACACUUCCUUCAUGGGGCUGACAGGCCCAGUGCGAGUACAGCGCUCUCUCUCCAGGGUUCUUACCUCCCAGCGUUACCACAUCUGGAGUCUACAGCGAGACCCUCUAGGCCAGCCCAGUUGGGUGACCGUGGCAAACUGGCAGUCAGGCCAGCUGGAAGUGGAGGAACAGGGGCUGUGGCCAGGCGCGACCCAGCGUCAACGGGAAAUGGGCCCAGGGAUCAGGCUAGGCGGCCGUUGGCAAGCGGGCCUCCCAGUGGCAGGGAGCAGAUUGCGAGUGGUGACCUUGGUUGAGCAUCCGUUCGUAUUCACACGGGAGGUGGAUGAUGAGGGCCAAUGUCCGGCAGGUCAGCUGUGCCUUGACCCUCAAACCAACAGCUCUGAAGUCCUCAACAAGCUGUUUAGAGAGCUGGAGCAGACGAACAUCAGUUCACUGCCAACUGACAUCCGUAAAUGCUGCUAUGGGUACUGCAUCGAUCUGCUGGAGAAGUUAGCUGAGGACAUGCACUUUGAAUUUGACCUGUACAUCGUGGGUGAUGGGAAAUACGGCGCAUGGAAAGGAGGUCAAUGGACCGGGCUGGUGGGCGAUCUGCUCAGUGGUGUAGCUGAUAUGGCCGUCGCCAGCUUUAGCAUCAACUCGGCUCGAAGCCGAGUGAUCGACUUUACGAGUCCCUUCUUCUCCACUAGUCUGGGAAUCCUGGUGCGCAGCAAGGACACGGCCGCACCCAUCGGUGCCUUCAUGUGGCCCCUUCAUUGGUCAAUGUGGGUGGGCAUCUUUGUGUCCCUGCAUAUUACCGCACUCUUCAUUACACUGUACGAGUGGAACAGUCCGUUUGGCAUGACGCCGCACGGACGCAACCGCAUCAGGGUCUUCUCGUACUCGUCUGCUCUGAACCUCUGCUACGCAAUCCUGUUUGGUCGGACUGUUGCCAGUAAAACACCAAAGUGCUGGACAGGACGGUUCCUCAUGAAUCUUUGGGCCAUAUUUUGCCUGCUGGUUUUGUCCAGCUACACGGCCAACCUAGCAGCUGUCAUGGUCGGGGAGAAGACCUUUGAAGAGGUGUCAGGAAUUCACGAUGUCAAGCUCCAUCACCCGUCUCUAGGGUUUCGCUUUGGCACAGUUCGAGAGAGCAGUGCUGAAGAUUAUGUGAAGAAGAGCUUCCCUGAGAUGUACGAAUACAUGAGGCGCUUCAACAAGCCCACCACUCCGGAUGGAGUUUCUACACUGAAGACAGAUCCUCCUCAGCUAGAUGCUUUCAUCAUGGACAAAGCUCUGCUAGACUAUGAGGUUUCUAUAGAUGCAGACUGCAAACUCCUGACUGUAGGCAAACCAUUUGCUAUUGAAGGCUACGGGAUCGGGCUGCCCCAGAACUCUCCCCUCACAAGGAACGUGUCCGAAUACGUCAGCCGCUACAAAUCCGACGGCUGCAUGGACAUGCUACACGACAAAUGGUACAAAGUGGUUCCCUGUGGAAAGAGGGUUUUUGCAGUGACAGAGACGCUGCAGAUGGGCAUCCAGCAUUUUUCGGGGCUGUUUGUGCUGUUAUGCGUGGGGGUGGCUGGGGCUUUGCUCACUCUGUUGGGGGAACACGCUUUCUUCAGAUUCAUCCUGCCUCACCUCCGAAACCAGCAGAGAUUUAAAUACUGGCUUCACACUAGUCAGAAAAUCCAUCGUGCAUUAAACAUGGGUUGUGAAGAUGACAGAAAAUCAGAGGCUGAGAGCACUAUCAGAUGUUCCACCUUGUGCCUGUCAGAGAACUGUAACCUACACCGCCUGCCAUCAGCCGCCCCCACCUCCUCGUCCCCUCAGCCUUCGACCUCCUCCGCUUCCACUUCCUCUUCCACAACCAAAUGGAACAAUCAGAGCGCAAAGGCCGGACGAGAGGCCAAAGACCAUAACAAACGUGUCCACUUCAACCUGGAGACGCUCAACAGCUACCAACUCCAAGCCGCGCCCCCCGGUCCCGAGAGGAGCCGUAGAGGGCUGGUGGGUAGUCCGCCAACCCAGUUGUGUUCCAACGGUGGCCCCAAUCUCAGUCUCAGCCUGGUGCUCUCACCUCCGGCCUGCCCGGGAGGCUCGUCGCCGUGGGAAGAAGAACUGAGGGAGCUGCAGGGGAGGAUCGAGGAGUUUCGCGGAGAGUUGAGAGCUGCCCUGGCCAGGAGAGCCGAGCUACAGCGAAACCUGGUCAGACAAAGGCUCAGCCAGUCCAAAACAGUCUCAUCCUCUAAUCCUGCCGAGACGUCGGCCCCUUCCAACACCAACACCCUGACCAAAGACAUCAACAGAGGCAGGUGAUGUAUGUGACGGGAGCGAAUAUAGGGGACGUUCUCUCAUCUGUGGAUUCAUCCAGCCCUAUAUUCUGUUUUCUCCUUUCACAUUGACUGCUGAGGUGUUAGAGAUGGAUUAAACAUUAUAUGAUGGAGAUUCGGUUUGUAAUCCUGCAGUCCGGCUGAUUUCCAGCUCAAGAGAGAAAGCAUUUAUCUGUGUAUUGUGUGUCUGUGAAUGUGUGCGUGUGUGUUAUAAGCUGGAGAGCAGUUGACAGGGAACAGACUCUUAAAUACAACAUUCACUACUUGCCAAGGUAAGUAUCUGCAGCUACAGUGGUUCUGUAUGAAAUAGCUUCUUUUUUUGUAAAUAAUUCAAUGGGAUUACUUAGUGGGAUAAACACCGAUGGACCAAAUAUUGUUUUGCUGGAGUGUACUUUUUUCACACUAUACUGUAUGAAUAGACAUGAUAUAUGUUUAUGUGUUUUAAUGGUGAUAAAGUAUGAUUCUGUAGGAGAUGUGUGACUUUCAGAUGGUCCAUUUACCCUGAAUAAUCUAAUUGUUAAAAAGUCUGA